AUGGAUAAUUUGAGUCAAUAAUCUAUAAUAAUUCAAGAGCCUUCAUUUCAUAUAAAUAACGGAUAAAUUCCAUUAUAAAUUGGCUUAACUGAUCAAAAUGCUAAAGCAUAACUGAUUUUAUAGCUUCAGGUAAAUGAGUAACAGCAGCAGGUGACUGACAAAUCAAACUAGAGACUUCCAACAUAAUCACCUAAAGUUAAUGGAGUUGGCCAUAAAAGAGCCUUAACUGAGUUUCAAUAUGACCCUUUGUCUUUUUCAACUCAUAAAAUUCUUAGUAUAAAGCAACCAUAAAUGGAAGGAUAAAAUCCAAACAUGAAGGUUGUUAAAAUGGAUUACUAUAGAAAUAUGCCAGAGAAGAAGCCCAUCUAUAAAAUUCAAACGAAAAAUCUAGGCGACUACUCAACCGAUCUUAACAUUUUCUAAAAUAAAUUCAUUUCAACUGUUUAGCAUAGAAACUAGAAUACAACCCAAUAGAAUAACUCCUAUAAUCCACUUAAUCAGACCACCAUUUAGCUUCCAAACUAGAAAUCAGAUCAAUCUCAGUUAUUACCCAGAAUGGACUAAAGAGGCUUUACUCCAAAGCUUACUCUUAAUAGAGUGCUCUUUAAAAAUCACAAAAGAGAUGCUCGAAGUUCAAACAAGAAAAAAAGGAUGGGUAAUUCAACGAAUAAAAGUGAUGUAGAAUUACUCGAGGAUCUGACUGAUGUCACUUUAAAGUUUGUGCCAGUCUAUGAGAAAACUGUGGCUAAGGUUGUUGAAUAAGUGUAAAACCCUCAAAUGCAAAUGAAUGGAUAGCCUUUUAAUUAGAAUACUAGCUAUGAAAUAAAUAGGAUUGAUCAAACUGAAUAACUAAGAUAGAAUAGUCAAAGAUAAAGAGUUUUGAGUAACUAAGAAACAUUCUAAUACCAAAGAUAGCAAUAUUAGUUUAAGCUUUAAAAGCUAUCCUCACCAAAGCACAAUCUAUAAAUAUCUCUUAAUAGGUCAUUCAAACAGCCAUAUAUAUCAAUCUAACAGUAAUAUAUUGAUUUGUUCCCUGAAUCAAGUGUCUAAUAAAUGGGGUAGUAAAGUAUUUAAGAUUAUAUGGAUAGUCGAGUCCCAAGAAGAAAUUUUAAUACUUCAAUAUACUAUAGUGAUAAAAAGAGCCCUUAAUCUCUAAAUUUCUUAAUGUCUAGUCCUUAGUAUUGGAUAGAUAAAGCAGAUAAUGCUCACAUUGAACUUUAAGAUUGGAAUGAAUAGAAGCAUAAAGCUAUAAAACAGAAGAUCUAAAAUCACAUUGACUAUUAAGAAGGAAGGAGAAAUAGAUUCAUGCUAAGAGAAAUUCUUCACAAAGGUAUAUGGAAAUACAAGUAUGAAGAUUUCAAAAAGCCUGGGUCAAGAACGAAAAGCAAUGUAGUUAAUAAAGUUUAGCAGUUCUAGUAGAUGUUUGAUGAUGCAAUUGCCCCGCCAAUAGAUUUAAGUAGUCAUGGUCUAGAUAAAAGUUAGUUCAGAGAUUUAAUAAUGGAUAAAGAAGAUGAGUUAUUUAGUAUCUGA
This is a messenger RNA of Stylonychia lemnae, 1530 nucleotides long. The record is from the annotation of a GenBank genome assembly. Lineage: Eukaryota; Ciliophora; Spirotrichea; Sporadotrichida; Oxytrichidae.